CAUCCAUCAAGCAAGUGCCGUUGCGCUUUAUGAGACGCAAGAAAUAAGAGGAACCAGUGUUACGCCUUAUCGUGGUUCCGACUUGUACCGGUUCGAUACCAAUUGGUUUGUGAUGCGUAUACGACCACUGCCCAAGAUUGAUUAGGCGCUGCUCAGGGUUUUACAGUGCCGAUGAACCGAUCGCACCACCAAGACUGCGUUCACUUUCGUUGGUCGUUUUUCUUCUACACUGGUUUACGAUCUGGCUACGUCACAGCAGAAAAAAAAACAAACGAUUUCACUCGAAGAAAAAAAAAGAGUUGCGAGUUCCCUUUGCAGUGCUAGAACUCGAAACGUAUCGUAACUGAUUCGAUGCACCGGUUCUGAAAUGCAACGUGCAGCAGACGCAUUGAUUCGGCCCCUUACCCAGUGCGAACACGACAGCUAAAACAUAUUUAUUCAUGAACCACGAUGACCAUAUUAGUAGUGCUCGUCGUUGGGAAAACCGAACCUGUCCCGGUGCUGGAUCGAACCGUACAGCCGAUCUACACUGAUUAGGUCUUUCGAUUUUCGAGCACUUUCGGUGCGGUCUGCGUCGUGACAUAAAUCCUAGCAUCCCUCUGGGCAAGCAUCCAACUGUGUGGAACAGAGAGAGAGAGAAGAAGAAGACAUCACGGCAAAUUCGUAUUUGCAAUAGGUCACAACAAACGCGCCAACACUUCACCCAUCCUCAUGUAGAACAGUGGCUCAUCGUAGAUUUGCUUCUCCACCGUUCAUUGCUCGUAUUUUGCGUCCUCUUGGGUUGACUGACUUAGGUGGCGUAGUGGUUGGCUUCACUGUACAAACGCCCGAAGCUGAUCAAAUCCCAGUUCUACAGCUUCCAGCGUGUGCCUCGAAACGAAUCGAUCGCACGACGAGGGUCCGAGGGUGUUGUUCGUCUGGGAGCCGAUGCACGUCGUCGCAGCAACUUGAUGCGGUACACCGGAGGGAGAGUCGCGGUGUGUGUGCGGGCGGUUUGUAGUCACAUUUAAAACGAAGGGAGGAAGGGUUAAGAACAAUAAAACAUCACCAAUUAGUUGGACGCGGGUGUUUGGUUCUAGUUUAUAAAUAAGGGUACCGUGCCGGCGAUCCCCAAUAGUCGCUUGCAAUUCGUCGUCCAGUCCGGAGAUCUUUUUGGAGGCUAAGAAGCCUAAAUCUAGGCAGUAAAUUCUUCUGUCAGUACCAUCCCAUCUGGCAUCUUUUGGGGGAGGCAGUUUAACGCUUAGAUUGCUUGUACCACCAAGGAUCAUAGUGGACGUCGGUGCGGAUAGAACCGUUUGCAUAAGUUAGUGACAUCCGGGAGUGGCGAUUGUGCAGCUGAUCAUCAUAAUGAUGAUGAUUUUAUCGGGUGAAACACCUUCCGGGUAAUUGGCUUUUUUGUGUGAUUUGUUGUGCGUGCUUUUUUAACGUGGCCCAAGUGCACUGACGACUAAACACAGUCAACUGUCCACCGAAGGAUAAGACGAUCCUCGCUAUAUCAUCGUCCAACACCUGCUCAGGUGGCGAAGUAAUCGCGUGUGCUACUGUUGUUUUGCGUGGAAGUCUAGCACGGCCUGUGCCUGCGGAAGAGUGCACAUCAGAGUUGGUGUGGCGCGUGCAUCGCUCUCGGACGUUCGGACGCGUCCUCCAUCAUCGGUGCAAGCUCGUGACAGUUCCCGAGGGUACCAUCUCAUCGCCAUCAUCGUUACCAUCGCUAAACGGUUGCUGGCAAGUAGUUAGGUGUGAGAUUAGGGACGUCCGCGUCGUAACACCUUCGCCCCCCGUACCCAAAGCAUCCCAACAACGCGCGCCCACCAAACCUUUGGUUCGGCCGAGUUCAUCGAGCGUGUGUGUACUAUCAACACCCGGAACCACCGUUACCCGGGAGUGUGCUCCCGCAGCGAAAUCAUGAAGAAAACUAUUAUCAAGAUGCCUUCGGAGGAAGGGAAUGCUUCCUCCCAGUCGUCCAGCGGUGACACGAAGCGCAAGGUCAGCAUCAUCACCGAACCGGUCGUCGAGCGAUUAGGGCACGAUAACUUGGGCUUUGAGCAGAACAAACGCAAAAUAUCGCAGCAAUCGCACCAUUCCGAGGAAGGUCCGGCACGAAGGAAAAGCAACCUGCACAACAAUAACUUUGACACCUCGUCCAUCCACAGUGAUCGCUACAAUGGCGAAGCUGGUGGUCGUGCCAAAAAGCAGUCCUUCUCGGAAGCGCUCGAAAAGAUUGAACGAGACUAUGAUAAUUCCCGGCUGGAACAGUCUUGGAUCUAUUCGCUGUGCAUGCGAUGUCGGGUCGAGUACACAACGCCCUCGUGGGAACCGCCCGGUUGGCAAAAAAUUUGCCCUUAUCCCCUGUGUCCGUCCUACCGCCAGUUUGCCCGAAUCCUGUCAAUCAUUCUUAUAGGUGUACUGCUAUGGAUUACGGCGUUUGUCAUCAUCGGCGAUACGGCCGCACCGGGUGGACAAUUAUUCCAACUGGUGGUACUAACAGUGGCAGCCAACUUUGGUGGCUUUCUCAUCUCCCUAACGACACUACCCCGGCUGAUUGGCAUGCUGUUGGUGGGCAUACUGUUCCAGAACGUUGGCUGGGUAAAUCUGGACGGUGAGUUCCAGAUCGUGACGGCCGAACUGCGCAAACUCGCCCUGGUCAUCAUUCUUGUCCGGGCCGGGCUGGAAAUGGAUCCGACCGCGUUUAAAAAGAUCUACAAAACCAUCCUGAAGCUCGGUCUCAUUCCGUGGUUCGUCGAGUGCUCGCUGAUUGCGGUGUGUGCCCGAUUCUUCCUGCAGCUACCGUGGCUAUGGAGCAUCCUGCUCGGUUCGAUUGUUGGUGCUGUUUCGCCGGCCGUCGUCGUGCCCUGCCUGUUCCGGUUGCGCACCAAGGGGUACGGUGUGGUGAAGGGUAUCCCGACCCUCAUCAUUGCGGUGGCCGGUAUCGACGACGCGGUAUCGGUGGCAGGUUUCGGCAUCAUCUCCAGCAUCAUGUUCAGCACGCAGAGUCUCGGGUUGCAGAUUGCACAGGCUCCGGUGUGUAUUAUUGGAGGGCUUGGGUUCGGUGUGGUAUGGGGCUUCCUGUGCAAGUACGUGCCCGAACCGGGCGAUGCGUACGUCGUACCGAUUCGCACACUGAUGCUGUUCGGUGGCGGACUGCUCGCCGUGUUUGGUAGUGAGGAAAUCAACUUCGAAGGUGCCGGUCCGCUGGGUGUGGUGUUUGCCGCGUUCACCGCAUCGUACUUUUGGUGUGGACAGGGCUGGGAGCUGGAGGAUAAUCCAGUGUCGACUGCGUUCGAAAUUUUCUGGAUGAUCUUCGAACCAAUUCUGUUCGGAAUUACUGGUGCUUCUAUUAAGAUUGCUGAGCUGGAUCCUCACAUAGUAUCGAUCGGUGUGGGCAGCAUUUACGUGGUUGCUAUAAUCCGCAUCCUGACCACGGUGGCGAUCGCGUUUGGAGAUAAGCUCAACGUUAAGGAAAAGAUCUUUGUUGCCAUUUCAUGGAUGUCGAAAGCGACAGUACAGGCCGCCCUUGGACCGGUUGCCCUGAAGACGGUCAUGUCCAAUGAAAACCGUACUGAGGAGGAGGUGCAUUACGCCGAGUUGGUGAAGAUGGUGUGCAUCAUGAGCAUCAUCUUAACUGCACCGCUCGGCGCGAUUCUUAUUUCGGUAACCGGUACUAAGCUGCUCAAGAAAACGAAGCAACAGCUUGAGCCCAUGGAUGGUACGUUGGGCUGGCGGCGGAGCCAUCGACCCUCACUGCACGACAUCAGUAUCAUCGACGAGGAGGAAGAGCGGGAAGAUAUCGAGGGUAUCGCGGAUGAGGAUACGGCUGCCAACACGCUGUCCAAUGCCCAGACGGCAACAGCGUUCACCAUCACGAAAUAGAUCACGCUAAAUCGAUCGAGAGCGGAAAGACAAUACGUUGCUAAUGGACAAGAGGUAUCAUGAACGAUCUUUCUAUCUUUUUGACGAAGUGCAUUCCAAAACGUAUGUGGCGCAGCGCGAGAAACUAAGAAAGAAGUGCUAAUUAUGUGCUCCGUUCGUCACAGAGAAGGUACUGAUCGUGAUCGCGUAUCAACAUUCAGUGUAGUUAGCAUAUCGUUAGUUUAAAAAAUUGUUGUUGUAGCGUUUCUACCGUAGAACAAUGAUCGGCCUACCAGCGUACUAUAUUCUUUGCUAUAAUCCAGCUCAACGAUAUCUUCCAAUGAUGGUGAAUGUGAUCAUUUGUAGAUAAAAUAGCGUUUUCACAAAUUGUAUACAUUCCUAAAUCUUACCCCAUAGAUAAUAAUAGUGUAAUGAGCGUACGAUAGUGAUCCGGUAGGAAUGGUACUUUGGCUACCAUGUGCAUUGAGAAAGGACUCGGAUCGUUUGAAAACAUUUGUUUAGUGGUAUUCGCGACAGGAAACAUGAUUCCCUGCGGUACGCCUUGUUUUUUUUUGUAAUCGUAAAUGAAAUAGUACUCGCAAAUGCGCUGUAGUUAGUGUAGCACUGUUAUAGCUCAUUAUUGUUGUAUGAAAAUGAAUGUACUGUAAAAUGUUAAUAGUACUUA
Messenger RNA from Anopheles funestus (African malaria mosquito), 4534 nucleotides. RefSeq names its product sodium/hydrogen exchanger 9B2 (gene Nha1). Lineage: Eukaryota; Metazoa; Arthropoda; Insecta; Diptera; Culicidae. The coding region runs from base 1906 to 3870 and encodes 654 amino acids. Gene Ontology annotation, molecular function: antiporter activity. The record is from RefSeq and is a predicted model, not a curated record. The transcript is spliced from 9 exons. Gene Ontology annotation, biological process: proton transmembrane transport. Gene Ontology annotation, cellular component: membrane.